GAAGUGAGGCAAAGACAAUAGAAUUGAAAAGUCAAGUAUCACACUAGUCAACGUUUGAUAAACCUCUUCUCUUUCUUCUUCUUCGUCAAUUCUCCUUAUCACAUAUCAUCUCUCUUUCUUCCUAAAGGUAUCCUCUCUCUGGACUAGCUUCUCUCAUGGCAGAGCGUUCGAAUGUUCCAAAGUUUGGGAACUGGGAAGGAGAGGAGAAUGUUCCUUACACGGCUUACUUUGAGAAAGCGCGUAAAGGACGCGCCGCCCCAGGGAGUAGAGUAACGAACCCGAACGACCCGGAGUAUAACUCGGAUUCGAGGACCAAACCUGAGGAAGUUGUUGACCACCCGGUUAGAAAGUCGCGCGAAGGGACGAGAAGCCGAGAAGAGAGCGAGCUGAAGCAGUUUGGUGGUGGUGGUGAUGGUAGUGGGAGUUCAUCAAACGAGAAAAGACAAGGAAAGUCUUCUCAGAACAAUAGCUACGAUAAUAAGUCCCCAUUGCAUAAGAACUCAUAUGAUGGCGGCGCUGCAAGAUCAAAGCCCAAACCAAACCUUAGACCUGACGAAAGCCCUGAAAAAGUGACGGUGGUGCCGAAAUUCGGUGAUUGGGAUGAGAAUAAUCCGGCGUCAGCUGAUGGAUAUACACACAUUUUCAACAAAGUCCGUGAAGAGAGGAGCACUGGAGCUAAUAAUGUGAGUGGAUCUUCCAGAACGCCGACUCACGCCAGCUCCCGUAAAAGCCCUUCUAGCAGUUCCAAAUGUUGCUGCUUUGGCUUUGGAGGAAAAUGAGAAGGGAAAACGUUUGUUUCGGGAAUAAUUGUGUGUAUAGUUAUCGAGAAAUCAAUGUGUGUUGUAAUCUUAAUGAUCAGACGGUCGAGUAACUUUAGAUGGGAAUAAGGCAUAUCAGUCAUAAAACUUAUAUACUAUAGCUUUUGUAUGUAUGUUUUGUGAUUUUUCAUUUUACUUUUGGUGUUUUCAUUCUGCACGUUCCAGUUUUGGACCUGCUUCUGCUUGCAGUUUCAUUAUAUCUUGGUACGGGCUCACCAAUUUGGUUAA
This is a messenger RNA of Raphanus sativus (radish), 1046 nucleotides long. RefSeq names its product RPM1-interacting protein 4. The record is from RefSeq and is a predicted model, not a curated record. The transcript is spliced from 4 exons. Bases 156 to 779 code for a protein of 207 amino acids. NCBI's taxonomy places the organism in Eukaryota, Viridiplantae, Streptophyta, Magnoliopsida, Brassicales, Brassicaceae.